GCACACGGUGGCGAUCACGUUCUAUUGCAACUGCCCUUUUCAAGGGAACGCGUUUGGUGCUCCACAUCGACUCGCACGCCGAACGACUGUCAAUUCGAAAAACAAUCGGUCGAUCGAUCAGCAGCGAUCAAACACCGUUAGUUAGCCGCGGUAGCUCGUGCUAAGCACUCGAAUUCGUGUAUUGUCGCAUGUUUUGUGUCGAUUGAUAGUGUUUCGGAAAUUUUGGAAACUCAAAUCUAAUCACGAUAUAUGUUAGCUGGGAAAGUGGAUUAUCGAUUAGACUAACAUUGUGCGAUAAGCAGAGAACUACAAACUUGACUGUUGCUCUGUAAUUGCCGUGCGCAGAGUUCAAUGUUUAGUCUUCCCAUAGUUGUCGUUUGUAUCGAGUGUUGAAAGAGCCAUCAAUCAUGGGUGUUAAGGUUCAGAAUCCAACGACUGCACAAAUCGAGGAGUUGCGUCAACGAUUCAAUACUAAAUACGCUAACUCGCCCCCAGCAGAACCCUUCCAUCCCAUCGACCUGGAUCGCAUUCGAAACGAGCAACUAUGGCUGCAACGGUUUCUGGAAAUGCACGAUUUGGAUAUGGAGUCAUCCUUCAAACAACUCUGGGAGACAUGCGUCUGGCGUCAGUCUUAUGGGACCAACGAUUUGGAUCAUACUCAAUUGAAUCAGGAGUACUUAAAUCAAGGCUGUGCUUUUGUGCAUAGUCAGGAUGUGGAUGGCAAGCCACUGCUCAUAUUUCGUGUCCGAUUGCACAACAAAUCAAAGAAUCUAGAUGAACUCAUACGCAUUGUCGUCUAUUGGAUUGAGCGUGUACAGAGGGAGAAUCAUCUGACCCAACUGAGCAUAUUCUUUGACAUGUCUGGCACGGGAUUGGCCACAUUGGAUCUGGAUUUUGUAAAACGUAUUGUGGAGACUUUUAAGCUCUACUAUCCAAAUGCACUCAAUUAUAUACUGGUAUUUGAGCUGGCCUGGGUACUAAAUGCUGCCUUUAAGGUCAUCAAAGCUCUGUUGCCGCCAAAGGCAGUUGAGAUAUUGAAAAUGAUAUCGAAAAAGGACGUCACACAGUACGUGACCAAGGACAACUGUCUGGCUAGCUGGGGAGGCACUGACAACUAUGAGUUCAGCUUUGUCCCAGAGUCAAAGCCUGCAAUAUCCAAACCCGUGGCGGCAAAUGCCGGUGACGCCGAGCAACCACAUCAGGAUACGGCCAACGAUAAGAAGGUACACUUCGCCAAGAGCGCUCCAAUGGUGCUGCACGAUACAAACAUAGGGGAACUGCACACACCCUCGGAUGGAGAGGGUAUGUUGCAAUUGGAACCAUCAGAGUAUGUCAAUUUUUGCCCAAUCACUGGGGAUGCCAAACUGACCCUCAAGAACAUGACGGAACAACCGGUGGUUUACAAGAUUCAAACCACAUCACCGGAAAAGUUUCGUGUACGUCCGCGCUGCGGCGUUGUCCCAGCAAAUUCCACCGCAGAGGUAAACAUUUGGCUCAAAUCGGAUCAUCAGCUUAGUCCAGAUGCAAAAGAUAAAUUCCUUGUCAUGGCAGCAUUCGCUCCGAGCGUUGACUGCAGUACUCAGGAGGUGGCAGACAUAUGGAAAGAAAGGGGCACAAAUGAUCCAGAGGUGGAGAAUCAUCGUCUUGUCUGUCGCCUGACGGGAAAAUCCAAGGAAUCGGGCGCUAAGGGCGAAGGACAAGAUGGUCAAGGCAGUCGCGUAAGUGAAUUUGGACCACAACAAUUGCGGGAGCAGAACAAAGAAAUGUCAGCUCAGCUGAAACACACAAGAAAUUUACAAUAUGCAACAUUAUUCCUAAUAUUGCUACUAUUUGCGGGCUUUGGUUUUUUGCUUUUUGAGCGAUUUCAUCAUUCCAUUGGGGAUCAUCAUCACGGAUCUGGCACAUGCGAAAAGACGACAGCAUUUAAGUGUGGAAAGCACAAAUAAUAUUUACUGUCGAAAUGCAAUCUGACCAGGCUAGACGAUGCCACUGUUAGUCACCAAUCAAUCCAAAACAAUCAAGUCCACAACAACAACAACAACGGAAA
Drosophila innubila is the source of this 2047-nucleotide messenger RNA. Its product is annotated as motile sperm domain-containing protein 2. The record is from RefSeq and is a predicted model, not a curated record. NCBI's taxonomy places the organism in Eukaryota, Metazoa, Arthropoda, Insecta, Diptera, Drosophilidae. Bases 408 to 1946 code for a protein of 512 amino acids. The transcript has 7 exons.